UUUUGAACGUUCCCUAACAGUAUUUGUUUUCAGUUCGUUUGCACUUAAGUUUAAGCAUAAGGACCUGGAGAAAUUACCUGUGACUCAUCUCUGGAAACUACGGUUACAUUGGUUACACCGUGAAUCUACAGCAACAAAUACGGAAGUAACGGAACAGAUGAUGACAGCAAUGGUGUUGCAUGUAUUAUUUCAAGUGUUAUAAUGUGCAGCUUGAAAUAAUACAUGUAACAGCCAAUGUUUCAUCUAAACCUCAUCAGCCGGAAGUGGAAAUCAUGUGCAAGAUGACAACCGCUGACGAAGCGGUAACCUCUGAAUAUAUUUGUUUAAAGUGUUUCAUAUAGGGUGACGACGGGUGUUAUCGGCAGGUUUGUCAUGAGGAGUUUUUGUCGACCAAAUUUCCUGACACUUGGUCGUAUUAAGAAGGAUUUGAGGCAAACUCUGAGUUCAACAGCUUAAAAAAACCAUGACGAAGAGAGCAAGUGAUUAGUGUCUUACCAACAAACUCGUGUUAAAAAUGAUGCUAUGUUUUUUUUCGCCUUGGCAAUAUGCAGAACAGUGCCCAGGUAACCACUAAGCACUGUUCUGAGCAUUAUAACAGCCAUUAAACAGCUUUUCAGUGCUAAAUAGCUCUAUAUAAGCAUUCCUAAUGCUUAUGGGCACUAUAACCAGUAAGAACUAAAUUAAGCCCUGUAAGCCUAUAUAAAGCCUACAAGCUGUAAAGAAGUUUGUCAGUGCUGUCACAGGGCUUGGAGCACAUGACGUUUAUAUCAAUCAAAAUAGUUUUCGACCAAAACAGACUCGAGUCGGUCAUGAUCAAUACAUUUUAAACAUCCAUGUCGGACGGGAUUGACGGAACGGGAUUAUUUUUGUUGUUGGAAUGUUUAUCGGAAUGGUGUUGUUAAAUAGAUAAUGAAAACUGGUUAUGUUAAUUAUUCCAUUUUUUCAAUCAAGACAAACUCCAGCUCGUUUCUCUAUUCUUCUGAAACGUUUCCCGAAAAUUUAUAUAAACAUUGCUUCUCCUGCUUCAUUUCCUGCGUUCGUCACCACCAAGCUUACCACUGAAUCAUCCUCAUCCCAUAUCAUUUUCAACCCUCGAAAUGCCCAAACUGUUUUGUUUUUCAUGGUUUAAAUACUAGUUUGAUCACACCAUUCCCAUGGUGCAUUGGUGGAGCAGAUGAGAAAGGCAACAGACUUGGACUUUAUCAGGAACCCGGAGGACAACAGCUAGAAUCUGGAUGAAGUAGCAAAAAAGCAACUUCAAUGGAAGCGAAGGAAGUUAGAAAAGAACAGGAGAUAAACAAAAUAUUUUUUUUUUCUUUUUUCUUUGUCUCACUUUUGACAACUUUCGCUCCAGAGACUUGGUACGAUAUUUUAAAGUUGGCCGUAUAUCAGCCGAAUAAUUCGCCAAAAGUGGCUUUUGAGCAGCUCUAUAAGAGGAUAUAGAACCAAUAAGCUCUGUUAGCCAGGUUCUACAUUCGACUAUAGAGCCGACUUAAUGCCAUUUUUACGGCUUAAUGGUUACUUGGGUGAUAUUUACUUGGGUUCUAGCAGCAGCAUUUGAUGGCCCAGUAAUCAAGUAAACUUUACGUUUGAUAGCGAUUGAUUUAUAUGUAUUAUUGGAUAAUGCUGUUUGUAUUAGUUCGUUCCAUUUUGCAAUGCAAUUUAAUUUUGAUAAUUUUCAUUUGGUACACAUAUUCCUGUAUUAGUGGAAAGAUAAGAAUUCGUUUUGUUGUGACCCAUCUCUGGAAACUUCGGGCCAUGUAUUAACCUUCUUAGUAACAUCAUUUCCAUCGCUAAAUCUGUAAAUUUAUGCUAUUGUUUACGGAACAGUUAUUACAAGAUGUCCCUGUCUGUCUCUGAUUUUGAUAAAAAAAAAACAACGCUGGCUGGCCUACGGCUGGACGCUUUAAUGUUUGCAUUGCAUCGUAGAUGUACUGCAAGGAUUAAACAUAACUAGAAAAAUUAAGUAAGCAGUCGAUUCCCAGCAUUAUGGCGAUGAAUGCCUGAAUUCCAUUGUCAUCUAUAUAUCCUUUGCAUCGACUUGGUGGAAAAAUAAAUGAAUUUGAAACUGCAAAUGCAGUAAAUUCCAAUAUAAAUUUGUAGUGUUUAAUAUGGAGUAGUAUGUGUACAGUGAAUGCUGUUUAACAACUAUGUACUGGAAUCAAAGAAAAACGACUUCUUGAAAGAUUCUUUUGCCGUUUAUCAAGGUGAGCCGAAAACACAUGUUCUUUUGAUGGUUGAACUCAAUAUUUUUUUCUCUUCAGGUCGACGUUCAAUCGAGGUGAUUGCUAAAAAAAAAAGUCCAGCAACGAUACAACGCCAUGAAUAUUCUUUCAACCACGGACACUAAUGUGAACGAAGAAACGCUGGUCUUGAAAAGUUCGAUUAGUUCUACUGCUGUUUUUUGCGAACACUUAGCAGUGGGAUUUAUGGAUUUUUUUAAGGCUGGACAUCAUCAUCGUGAAUGUUGGUGAACACGCGCUAGGGCACCAAAACAGUACUGGUGGUCCAUUCAAUUACAUACUUGACGGCCAAAGAAUAGAAGGGCAUGAGCACACUCAUACCGAAGAUGGCAACAAUGGAUGCUACAUGUACUAUUUCAAGCGUCGUAUAUAGCUUAAAAUAGUACAUGUAGCAUCCAUUGUUUCAUCAAUAGCAUCUGCUUAUUUUUGCUCGUUGCAGUGUUUGGAAUGUGUCGGUAAUAAAUGACAUUAUAUAUUUGCAAAUGUAAGUAAUUUUGGUUUUGUUUCAGACUUUUUUCUACGGAGGUAAUUGUACAUAUGUAACAACGGCGUCGUCAAUAUUCGUCCAAUCGUAAUUACUGAAACGGAAUUCGGUCUUAAAAGGUUCGAUUGAUCCAAUUACAACCCUUAACAACUAUGUACUGCAAUCGAAAAAACAACUUGAAAGAUUCUUUACCUGAAUUUGCCGUUCAUCAAGGUAAGUCGAAAACUCAUGUUCUUUUGAUGGUUUAACUAAAUGUUUUUUUAGGUAGACGUUCAAUCGAGGUGAUUGCUAAAGAAAGUUCAGCAACGAUACAAUGUCAUGAAUAUCCUUUCAACCACGAUAACUGAGAUGAACAACGCCGGCCUUGAAAAGUUCGAUUAGUUCUACUGCUGUUUUGGUGAAUACUUAGCAGUGGGAUUUAUAGAGAUUUUCAAGACUGGACCAAAGCAGUGGUACAUCGAUCAUCAUUGUGAAUGUUCGUGAACUCGCGGUAGAGCAACAAAAACAGAAAUUCAUUAGAAACAUGUAUUUAUAAUAUAGAGAAGUCCACCGAUAAUCUAACUCGAGGAUAUUUCGAAGAAUAUGGACGUGGAAGAUUCGAUGUGGAAAACAGUAGUAGUGAUUUACCUAAUCGCAGACUUGGAGGCCAAAGAAUAGAAAAGCACGAGCACACUCAUACCGGAGAUGGCAACAAUGGAUGUUACAUGUACUAUUUCAAGCGUCAUAUGUAGCUUGAAAUAGUACAUAUAACAUCCACUGUUUCAUCAAUACCAUCUACUUGUUGCUGCUAGUUGCAGUGUUUGAAAUGUGUCGGUUAUAAAUGACAAUAUUUUGAAAAUGUGACUAAUGAAAGUUUUGUUUCAGACUUUCUUUCUACGGAGGUAAUUGCUGUACAUUUUCCAUAACAACGGUGGCGUUAAUAUUUAUUCAAUUGUAAUAACUGAAACGAAAUUCGGUCUGAAAAGGUUCGAUUGAUCCAACUACUGUUUUGUCCUGAUCAUCAUCGUAACUGCUAGCUAACAAAACAGCGGUAGAAUGUGACGAAAACAACAUUACAAUUCAUGAUCGUGCUAUUGAGAAGAUCAUCCGCUGCCAGUGACAGUUCAGUUUGAAGAUACUCCGCAAGAAAAAGGACCCGGGAUUGACAUUGCAAGGCAACUCUUGAAGAGCGAUCAUAGUGGAAUAUUUUAGUGAUCAAAUCACGAGGCGAAAGAAUGGAAUUCAGACCGACGAUAACAACAAUGGUUGUUCCAUGUAUUAUUUCAAUCGUCAGAAUGCGCAUCCUAAAGUGUAGUACAUGUAGCAGCCAAUAUUUCAUCAAUAGCGCAGGCUGUGUGAUAGUCAAUCCACAUUAUCAUAUCACUCGGCUUCACUGGCGUUUGAAUGCACUACUGGUAGCACAUCAUGCGAUCUAGUAGGCACAGCACACGUUCUCCACCUCAGACUGUCGCUAACGUCAAAGUAGACGCCGAAGUCAUCUUUCGGGAGCACCCGCUUGGAUGUAAUAAACUGAGUCACACACAAUCAAAAGUGGCAAAAUUAUAGAAAUCAACAACAAUAAACAAUGAAACGCCGGUCUUGAAAAGUUCGAUUAGUUGUACUGCUGUUUUGUCGAACACUUAGCAGUAGGAUUUAUGGAAUUUUUCAAGACAGGACCACCAACAAAAAUAGCAGUGAUGAAAGUGAAGUACCAUCGGUCAUGAUCGUGAACGUUGGUGAAGGAACACGCGCUAGAACAUCAAACACAGAAAUUCUGUAGGAACAUGAGGAUGUUUUGAGGAAAAUGGACGUGGAAGAUUCUAAGUGGAAAACAUUGGUAGUGAUUCAUCGUAUCACUACCUACUAUGGAAUAGAAGAGCACGAGCACACUCAUACCGAUGAUGGCAACAAUGGAUGCUACAUGUACUAUCUCAAGCGUCGUAUGUAGCUUGAAAUAAUACAUAUAGCAUCCAUUGUUUCAUCAAUACCAUCUCCUUGUUGCUGCUCGUUGCCGUGUUUGGAAUGUGUUGGCAAUCAAUGAUAUAUGUAUAAUCUUUGGAAAUGAGAGUAAUAAAAGUUUUGUUUCAGACUUUCUUUACGGAGGUGUACAGCAACUAUAUAACAACGGCGCCGUCAAUGUUCGUCCAAUCGUAAUCACUGAAACGAAAUUCGGUCAUAAAUGGUUCAAUUGAUCCAACUACUGUUUUACCCUAAGCUUUAUCUUCGCAUCAUGAAUGCUAGUUCUUAACACAGCGGUGAAAUGUUACGAAAUCAGCAUUACAAUCCAGAAUCGUCAUAUUGAGAAAACUAUACGCUGCCAGCAACAACUUAACUUGAGGAUACUCUGGAGAAAAAGCAUCCUGGAUUGUUACUGCAAGGAAUUUCUCGAAAAGUUAAUUAAUAGUGGUACAUCUCUAGGGUAAUCUAAUCACGAGGCGAAAGAAUGAGAGCAAAAUCAAACCGAAGAUAACAACUAUGGAUGCUCCACGUCCAGCGUCAAAAUGUGCAUCCUAAAGUAUAAUACAUGUUACACCUAAUCUUUCAUCAAUACCACAGUCUGUGUGACAGUCAAUCCACAUCAUCAUAUCGCUUGGCUUCACUGGCCCUACUUGAAUGCACUACUGGUCGAUCUAGUAGGCACAGCAUAUACGGCCUCCACCUCAGACCAUCGCUAACGUCAAAGUAGACGCAGAAGUCAUCGCUCGGGUGCAUCCGCUUGGUUGUAAUAAUCAGAGUCACACACAGUCAAAGGUGGCAAAAUUAUAGAAAUCAUUCUCACGAAGCCCUGUACACACGGAAGAGUUAGGAACACCGUUCGAGAAAAUAGUAGUUACAUUUACUGAUGGUGUACUGCAGAAACUAAAGUGGUAGUGAAGAACACGUAACUUGUUUUGGCACAAAAUUAAACCAACUCAAAAUAUUCAACCAAGAAAAUGGACGCUGAUUCGUCAGAAAAUGAAGAAAUCGUACGUCUGGAGCAAUUGCUGCAAGACAACUCCACCACGCUGGAACAACAAAGCGCCAAUUUUGAGCAUGACCUCAAGCAGUACUAUUCGCUGAAAGCUGAAGAAACGGUUGUGGAACUGAAUUUCGAGAGCUGGAAGCAGCUGUACCGCAAACAGGAAGCCGAACUCAAUGAAAAGCACGCCAAAAUGCGUGACGCCAAGUUAAACAUUUGGCGUGAUCGUGAAGAAUUCUGCGAGUACGCUUUCAAUUUUGCCAAGGAAUUUUCGAUGGAAAAAAGCUUGAACCGGCUGAGGCGAGCUUUGCAAGAUGAAGACAGCCCCGUUGAGCGCAGCCCGAACCUUGACAUAUUUGACACCGAAACUCGAUCGGAAAUAGACGAGCACGUGUUGAAGGUGGAGGCUGUCGAAAAUGAGAUUGCAAAUCUUCAACAGCGAGAAGCUGAACUGGAUAAGGUAGAACUAGAGAUGGCCCCCGAUGAGGAAACUAUUCGACGAUUGCAGGUAGCGGUGGGAAACUCCGCGAGCAGUCUGGAGGAGAUCGAAGCACAAAUCAAAGACAUCGGUGAACGGACCAACAAUGAGUCGCUUGAUGAAACAAUCAAUGACAAGGAAGUUAGGUCGAUUUUGAAAAGACCGUCAUUCUUGACCAAGGAAAUCGAUCGAAAGCAAGUACGUUUCGAAUAAAUGAAGCACUAAAAAUAACACGAAAUGAAAUCUUUAUUAUUAUCUUCUUUUAACCCGUAAACACCCGGGACGGUCUACUUUUGGUAGAAAUGCAAUAUCUUCUUUGUUUUAAAACAUUUUACCCCGGAUUUUUUUUAUAGUCAAGGGGAAUAGUUGUGCUAAGAAAUGCAUGGUACCUCCCCCCUUUGCACCAUCCCCCCUUUUGCGGGGAGCCGAAAAUACGUGGCUUUUUUUUGUAUUUUUUAUAAAUUCUGCAUGUUUUUGCUCAAAUUUCACCGUUUUGCUAAUCAUCAAUAGUUUUCACUGAUCCUAGACAUGCAAUGAUCAAGGAUCAUAGUCUGUUGAAGUUUUGAUCCCAGAGCUAUUCUAAGGCCUCCAAAAUACUCCGAAGUUUGUGACACAAAUGUAACAUUCUCAACCAAAUUUUACGCACGAUGAAUGAUCACAGAACAUAGUCUACGGUACUCAAAAAGCCUCAAAGCACCCCUAGAAAAUUCACGGUACACUUGGGUGAUCUAGGUCAUCCAAACUACUCUGGAAUUCAUUUUCUUAAGAUCUGAAACAUCUACCAUCGUUUGUGUUCACUCUGUUCAAGAAAUUUAGUCACGUUGAUGUCCAUUAGACCUCACUAUGCUAUGAGCAACUUGAUAUUGUGGUAGUUGGACAUUCCGUGAAAUACAAACGGCCUCCAAUACACUUUGAAGUUUGGGUUACGAUAUCUACAUACUGUAUCAUGCUUUAGUUGUGAAAAAUAUUCGUGGAAUGUAGUCUAUACUGAUGAUGGAACCUCAGUGCACAUCUAUAAUGCUUUUGGUACACUCAUGGGAUAUUCCAGGCUUGCCAAACUAUUCUGGAGUUAGGAACUUCAAGGCCUACAGGCUCUACUCUUGUUUUUCUUCACUC
This is a messenger RNA of Aedes albopictus (Asian tiger mosquito), 7259 nucleotides long. RefSeq lists its product as uncharacterized. The transcript has 3 exons. NCBI's taxonomy places the organism in Eukaryota, Metazoa, Arthropoda, Insecta, Diptera, Culicidae. The record is from RefSeq and is a predicted model, not a curated record. Bases 5640 to 6356 code for a protein of 238 amino acids.